Psilocybe cubensis is the source of this 2049-nucleotide messenger RNA. RefSeq lists its product as uncharacterized. NCBI's taxonomy places the organism in Eukaryota, Fungi, Basidiomycota, Agaricomycetes, Agaricales, Agrocybaceae. The record is from RefSeq and is a predicted model, not a curated record. Bases 1 to 2049 code for a protein of 682 amino acids. The transcript is spliced from 7 exons.
AUGCUGAGGAAGUUCAUAAUUAAUAGUAAAAAAAUGUUUGCUUUGGCUGUCUGGUGCCACCAUGUAUACAAUUAUGAUUCGCACUUUAGCGUUCUCAUCAGACGGUCAGCAAAGGUUGGACAAAGACGCAAGAAACAGUUCAACCAGGGUCCCAAAGCAAAGUACUUGGAAUGGCAGAAAUCAUCCGGUAGCUCAGCUGGCACGAGUUUGAACAAACUUGUUACUUCUACUGAAACGUCGCUCGAUGCUCCUUCAGCGGGCGUUGUAAGCACUGUUGCAAUUACCGAAGUGCCGACCACGAAUCCUAUCUCGAUUCCAGGAACAGUUGUGCGUUAUGCAAAAACUUCGCCCAUGGUCGACACCGUCCUGGAAAAGCCGAUCUCUGACCAUAUCUCUAACAAAAGCUUUGGCUUAGAAGGAUCUAUGAUGCAUGAUGAUGAUGAUCUCAGCCCUCUAAAACGACCUAGAACCGAGGCGUCUCUCCUGGAACAUAUACAUAAGAAGACAAAGCUUAAUGUCAUUCAGCUCCCAGUAUCAUAUAACCAUGAGGAAGAUGAUCAUCACCGAUUUGAUUCAAUCUCCAAGGCAUCAUCAUUGACACGGGGUCGGGAACAACAAAAAGCAGAAGAAUCUCAGAAUAUAUGCGAGGCAACAGAUGAAGGGGGCUCGGGAUUCAGACAGCAGAAGCAUGAUCCUUUGGAUUUACCUAGACCAAUCGCAAAACGCUUCAAAGCGCCACUACCGAAGCAAGCGAUGAAUUCUACUAUCUGCGCAAGCCGCACAAUAAUGUCAAACUCGAACACACUGCCAACUUCAAAAAAUAUUGCUUCUUAUCUGGCCAAUGGUUCACGAUAUCUGGACUUCUACUGGUCUGGAGAUCUGCCUUCUCUGCCUUCUAUUUCACUUCCUCCUACGGUAUCUCAAAGGAAACAAGUUGCUCGGCUUUCAUUAGUCUUGAGCGCGAUAUCUUUUGAUGACCUCAAGUCUUGCUCUCUGGUUUCACGAGUGUUUCGUUACUCUGCAUAUCUUUCUGCGUUUCAUCAAUUAUUGCGCAAAUUUCCUGGUAAAAGGCUGCAAACCGUUCUCAGUCGUUAUUCCGUUAAUAUGACCAACUUCUGGCCAUACCUUCAUUUCCGUGAAAAGGAAAUGGAGUUAAGAAAACGUAUAUAUGAACAGUCAUUUCUACCAAGCGCUUUGAAAGACGGUUUUGACAUUGAUGAACGUUUGUGGUCGAGCCCCGAUCACGAAAAGCAGCUUACCGUUGCGCUGAGGUGGUUUUUAAUCACAAAACUCUAUUUCGUGGUCUCCGUCGGCAACUGCACCGAUGGAUUUAAAGGCGCAGGUAACAUAUUAGGAAAAGUCGUCGAUGCACAGGAGAUAAUUGAAGACGAAAUCUGGAAAGUUACAUACUGCUCCUCAACAUCGGUCGAGACAUUUUAUGUCAUUCAAGAAACUUGCGAAGUAAUUGGAGGGUCAAUGGCGCCUGUUUCGUCUCCAAUGCAACAGAACAAACUUCGAAUAGAUUGGGGAGCAUAUAUUAGAAAAAUUUCCGACAGGAGCGAUGACGUUGGACAUAUUGGGCUGUCUAAACGAUUACGCUGGACUAACCAUGAGGAGUACGAACAAGGAAUAAGCAAAGCCUGGUUGAAGAGAAUUCAAGGGGAAGGGCAAAUCGGUCUGGAAAAGCUUAGCGUUGCCAACCGUUAUGUUCUUGCUUGUGUUACAAGUAAUAGCAUUAGUGGACCAUGGCGCACAGUAAGUGAAAUGAUGCAAGAAUUUGAUGGUCGACCAUCCAUAAGCGAUACACGGAAAUAUGGAGCCCAAAAUCUAAAUCUGUUCUUACCAGCACACCACCACGUCGAAAGUGUCCAUUUUACAACGACAUACGGUGAACCACUUCAUCCUGCAUUAGCUGUGGUACAAACUCCUGCAAGGGAGUAUUUCAUUUUGAAAGACAACGGUAUGCAAGUUGGAUGUGAGGAGGAAGGGAUUGCUUUGGUAUGGAUAGAAUUGAUCAAAUGCACAUCGACGGGACGUCUUAAUUUGUAG